AUGAAGCUGUUUGUCUUCUUCUGUCUUGUUGCAGGAGUUUCGGCCUUGUCAAGAGAUGUUCGUGUUUCAUUGAAAUUGGCAUAUGAACUCAAGCAAACCCUGCCUGAAGAUCAACAUGCUGAUUUUGAAAAGUUUACCGAGUUUAUCAAAAAGUAAGUGCUUUUUAAUACUUAAUAGUAUCAUUAUCGUACCACAAUAACCAAACAACACCGCAACACCUAAUACCUUGCUGUUGUAGUAAAAGUAAACAUUAUAAUGUAAAGACUUAAUGCUGAUCCAAAAGUAAAAUGUUAUAAUGUCUUGACCAUACAUUAUGUGUUUUUUACCAUAAAACUAAAUUUUAGGUAUGAACGAAAGUACAAGACAGCCGAAGAAGUUGCUCAACGUUUUGCCAAUAUUCAAGAAUCAUUGAAGGGUAUUGCCACACAAUCAAAGCACAGUCCAAGAGCCACCUUUGCCUUGAAUCACCUUUCUGAUUUGUCGCACGAAGAAUACCAAAAGAUGAACGGAUUCAUUUAUUAUACAAACCAAAGCAAAUUAACCCUUCCAAGUACCUUGUCGUAGACUCCGAUGACGUCCCAGACUCUUUCGAUUGGAGAGAACACGAUGGAGUGACUCCAGUCAGAAACCAAGGAGGGUGUGGCAGUUGUUUCGUUUUUGGAAGUUUGACAACCAUUGAAAGCCAACUCCUGAUCAAGAAGAACGUGUCAGCCUAUUUGAGUGUGGAAGAAAUCCUAGCGUGUACUUACGAAAAUUUCAAAUAUGGAAACUAUGCUGGCUGUGAUGAUAGUUUCUCAGACGGAGUUUAUGACUUUGUCAAAGACAACGGCGUGACUGAUAAUGAACAUUGGGAAUACGACGCCAGUAUAACAGAUUUUGAUGGAACAUGUCGAUCAGAAGGAAAACCAGUUGUAACAAAGAUUAAGUACUAUGACGUUCUUGCACCAAACGAUGCAGAGAACAUGAAAGCUGUUAUAUAUAAAAAGGGACCAAUAAGUGCUGGUAAUUCAAAACAGACAUAUAUUUGAUACAGUCGAUGAGGAAACUCCACCCAGCUCCCCCCCCCCUAAACCGGCCCAUUACAGCUUACUUUGUAAGCGAUGAUUUCUGUCAGUACAAAGGUGGAAUCUACCAACCGAACGAGACAGUAGAUGAACCAAAUCACUUAGUAUCAAUCGUUGGUUACGGCGAAGAAGACGGCCUUAAAUACUGGAUUGUAAAGACCUCAUGGAGCGAGAAAUGGGGUGAAGGUGGUUUCUUCAGAAUCGAACGCGGAGCCAACACUCUCGGAAUUGAGGAAUUCCCUUCGGAACUUUCACAAUUGUAA
Molecule: messenger RNA, 1327 nt
Organism: Bursaphelenchus okinawaensis
Lineage: Eukaryota; Metazoa; Nematoda; Chromadorea; Rhabditida; Aphelenchoididae
Source: the annotation of a GenBank genome assembly